AUGGCCGAGUACAGGGUGACAGUGUCCACGGGGGAGGCCAUCGGGGCUGGCACGUGGAACCGAAUAGCCGUCAGCAUCGUGGGGACCCGGGGGGAAACCCCCCCACUGCCCCUGGACCAUUUCGGCAAGGAGUUCAGCAAGGGCGCUGUGGAGGACUUCCAGGUGGCGGCCCCCCAGGACGUGGGCCGGGUGCUGCUGCUGCGGUUGCACAAGGAGCCCCUGCUGCCCAGCGCGGUGAGGCCGCUGGCCCGGGACGCCUGGUUCUGCAACUGGGUCCAGCUCACUCCGCCGCGGGGCGCCCCUCUCCGCUUCCCCUGCUACCGAUGGAUGGAAGGCCCCGGGAGCCUGACGCUGCGCGAGGGGGCCGCCAAGGUCUCCUGGGCAGACGAUCACCCCGUCCUCCAGCAGCAACCUCCGGACGCCUCUCCGUGGGAUGCCUUCCUGAACUCCCUCCUCACCAUGGCCGCUGGGCCUCUCUGGAAGACUUACCUCCCAGGCUGGCCUCGCUGCUUGGACGAGAAGACCGUGAAAGACCUGGAUCUCAACAUCAAAUACUCUGUAACCAAGAACGCCAACUUCUACCUGAAAAUGGGCUCUGCGUUUACAGAGAUGAAACUCAAGGGGCUGCUGGACCGCAAGGGGCUCUGGAAGAGUCUGGACGAGAUGAAAAGGAUGUUCAGCUUCCGGAAGAGCCCGGCCGCUGAGUACAUGUACGAGCACUGGCAAGAGGACGCCUUCUUCGCCUCCCAGUUCCUAAAUGGCCUCAACCCUGUCCUGAUCCGCCACUGCCGCUCCCUCCCAGAGAACUUCCCAGUCACGGAUGACAUGGUGGCCUUGGUGUUGGGCCCCGGGACCAGUCUGCAGGCUGAGCUGGAGAGGGGCUCCCUGUUCCUGGUGGAUCACGGCAUCCUCUCUGGUGUCAGCACCAAUGUCAUCAACGGGAAGCCUCAGUUCUCCGCCGCCCCGAUGACCCUGCUCUACCAGCAUCCUGGGGGAGGGCCUUUGCUGCCCCUCGCCAUCCAGCUCAGCCAGACCCCGGGACCCACCAGCCCCAUCUUCCUGCCCACUGACAAUGAGUGGGACUGGCUGCUGGCCAAGACGUGGGUGCGCAACGCCGAGUUCUCCUUCAGUGAGGCCCUCACGCACCUGCUGCAAGCGCACCUGCUGCCCGAGGUUUUCACCAUGGCCACGCUGCGCCAGCUGCCUCCCUGCCACCCACUCUUCAAGCUGCUGAUCUCACAUACUCAGUAUACCCUUCACAUCAACACUCUUGGCCGGGAGCUGCUCAUCACCCCAGGCCAGGUGGUAGAGAGGUCCACAGGCAUCGGCCUCCAAGGCUUCUCUGAGCUGAUACAGAGGCACAUGGAAACGCUCAGCUACACCACCCUGUGUCUGCCGGAGGACAUCCGGGCCCGAGGGGUGGAAGACAUCCCCGGCUACUACUACCGGGAUGAUGGGUUGCAGAUCUGGGAUGCGGUGGAGAGCUUUGUCUCCGAAAUAAUCAGUAUCUACUACCCGAGUGAUGCAUCCGUGCGUGAUGACAGUGAACUCCAGGCCUGGGUGUGGGAGAUCUUCUCUGAGGGCUUCCUGAGCCGGGAGAGCUCAGGGAUGCCCUCCUCGCUGGACACCCGGAAAUCUCUGGUGCAGUAUGUUACCAUGGUGAUCUUCAAUUGCUCAGCCAAGCACCACGCCGUUAGCGCAGGGCAGUUUGACUCCUGCGUCUGGAUGCCCAACCUGCCUUCCACCAUGCAGCUGCCCCCACCCACCUCCAAAGGCCGGACAGACCCAGAGGGGUUUGUAGCUGCCCUGCCACCAGUCAACGUGACCUGUGAUAUUGCCAUCGCCCUUUGGCUGCUGAGCAAGGAGCCUGGAGACCAUCGGCCCCUGGGCACCUACCCCCAGGAGCACUUCACUGAGGAGGCCCCCCAGCGGAGCAUCACUGCCUUCCAGAACCGCCUGGCCCAGAUCUCGAAGGAUAUCCGGAAACGCAACAUGAAGCUGGCCGUGCCCUACACCUACCUGGACCCUCCGCUCAUCGAGAACAGUGUCUCCAUCUAA
Molecule: messenger RNA, 2058 nt
Organism: Suricata suricatta (meerkat)
Lineage: Eukaryota; Metazoa; Chordata; Mammalia; Carnivora; Herpestidae
Gene: ALOX15B
Product: arachidonate 15-lipoxygenase type B
Exons: 15
Coding region: 1-2058 (685 amino acids)
Biological process (GO): lipid oxidation; linoleic acid metabolic process
Molecular function (GO): iron ion binding; arachidonate 15-lipoxygenase activity; protein binding
Source: RefSeq, a predicted model, not a curated record